Phacochoerus africanus (Common warthog) is the source of this 1358-nucleotide messenger RNA. RefSeq names its product sterile alpha motif domain containing 5 (gene SAMD5). The record is from RefSeq and is a predicted model, not a curated record. Lineage: Eukaryota; Metazoa; Chordata; Mammalia; Artiodactyla; Suidae. Bases 278 to 805 code for a protein of 175 amino acids. Gene Ontology annotation, molecular function: protein binding. The transcript is spliced from 2 exons.
AUCUAGGGGCGGCGCGGAGCGGAGCGGCUCGCCCAGCCAACAGUGGCUGCGAGCUCCAGGCUGCUUGGGGAAUUCACUUUACCGCUUUGCAGCUUCUCCCUCCUCAGGCUUCUUCUGAUGGCUUUCUGUCUCCGGCCCUGUCCUUUUCUUUAAAAGGAAAACUUUACUGAGAUUUCUUUUUCCCCUUGGAGGAGAGGAUUAAAAGUUCUCAGAACUGGUGCAGCCAGUGUCUCUCGGGCGCUGGGAGGGUGUUUGCCGGUGGGGUUCCAGUUCCACCAUGUGCACCAACAUAGUUUACGAGUGGCUGAAAGCGCUGCAGCUCCCGCAGUACGCGGAGUCCUUCGUGGAUAACGGCUAUGAUGACCUGGAGGUGUGCAAGCAGAUCGGGGACCCGGACCUGGACGCCAUCGGGGUGCUGGCGCCCGCGCACCGCCGCCGCAUCCUGGAAGCCGUGCGCCGGCUGCGGGAGCAGGACGCUGCUGCCGCCGGCCUCUAUUUCACACUAGAGCCGCAGCCGCCGCCAGUGCCGCCGGGGCCACCCGCGGUCUCCGUCCCCACCCGCCGCCGGGGGGAGCCCUGCAGCGGCCCGACCCAGGGCCCCCGCGGGGACCCGCGCAGCCAGACGACCGCCCCUCGCGGCAGGGAGCUGGUGAGCUACCCCAAACUGAAGCUGAAGAUCAUGAUCAGGGACAAACUCGUCCGGGACGGCAUCCACCUGAGCAAGCCCCCGUACUCCCGCAAGGUCCCAAUGGCUGGCAUCCUAGCGUACUUAAUGAAUUGGCCGAAGUCAUCACAGAACCGCUAGAUGUCAUUUUUGAGAACCCGUGGAGGACUGAUGAGGUGCCUGAAGACUGGAAAAGGGCAUAUUUAGAACCUUCUUUCAAAAAGGGAGAUGGAUGAUGACCAUGGAUAUACUCAUCAGCUUAACUUUUUGCUUGGAAAAAUUCUGGAAUAAUCAACCUAGUUCAUUGGGUAACAAACUUACAAUAGCUAGAGAAAAGGCAGUGAAAUAUCACACAUAAGGAAGUACUGAGUUCAUGUUUUAAAGAUACACCAUUGUAAUGUUGGGAUUCUGCUUGUUUUGGAAUUCUGUCCCCCAUACUAUGGCUUCUUCACGAAAGUAAAUGAAGGUAGCUAAGCAUUUGGGUACUGACUCAGUUUUUUAUUACUUAAUGAACUUUAUUACAUUUAUAGGUGUACAACAAUCAUCACAACCAAAUUUUAUAGCGUUUCCAUGUUUAAGUGUAAUAUAAGACCAAAAGUUUUCUGCCAUUAGCUAGGCAUUACAUCAUUUCCAAAAUGGUCUUUCACUUGAGUAUAGUCAUUUUAUUAUUUUAAUUUUUCGCCUGCUCCCGAGG